Anolis carolinensis (green anole) is the source of this 3089-nucleotide messenger RNA. Its product is annotated as E3 ubiquitin-protein ligase TRIM56. The record is from RefSeq and is a predicted model, not a curated record. Gene Ontology annotation, molecular function: ubiquitin protein ligase activity; zinc ion binding. The coding region runs from base 118 to 2349 and encodes 743 amino acids. Gene Ontology annotation, biological process: protein monoubiquitination. The transcript is spliced from 2 exons. NCBI's taxonomy places the organism in Eukaryota, Metazoa, Chordata, Lepidosauria, Squamata, Anolidae.
GCUGGAUCUAUUCGCAGAAGGAGGGCGGUGAGGCUUCAGGUUGGCUUCAGGUUCUGCGACCCGUUCAUCCCAGACAGCCCACUCCUGCAGUGCCGUGAGUCCAGUGGUGACCCCGAUAUGGCAGCCGCCCAAGGCCUUUCCCCCAGCGCGGCCCCUUCGUCCUCCUGGCUGUGGGAGGCGCUGGCCAGCGGGUUCCUCUCCUGCCCCAUCUGCCUGGAGCGCUUCAGCCAGCCCAAGAUCCUGCCCUGCCUCCACACUUACUGCCAGGGCUGCCUGGAGACACUGCUGGACGGGCGGACGGAGGAAGAGGACGCAGAGGAAGAAGAGAUUGAGGCGGAGGCGCAGGAGCUGCGCUGCCCCGAGUGCCGCACCUGGGUGCCCCUCCCGGCCGGAGGGGUGGCCGCCCUCAAGACCAACUUCUUCAUCAACGGGCUGCUGGACCUGGCCUGCCCCGCAGGGAGGGCGCCCUCCUCCCCCGCCUGCGCCCUGUGCCCUCUCAUCGGGCAGGAGCCCCCCCGGACGGCCUCCUCGCACUGCCUGGACUGUGCCGACGACAUGUGCCCGUCCUGCGCCGGGGGGCACCGCUGCUCCCGGCUGACACACAGCCACCGCGUGGUGGACAUGGAGGGAUACCUCUCAGGCCACCAUGACCAGGAGGUGCGGGAGCGGCAGGCCUCCCGCUGCAAGAAGCACUCUGGGGAGGAGCUGCGCUUCUUCUGCGACCCUUGUGCUGCCCCGCUGUGUCAGAAGUGCCGCCUGGGCCCUCACCUGCAGCAUCCCUGCCGGACCCUGGCCGAAGCGGCCGAGGAGCGCCGCCUGGCAGUCGAAGAGCUCCUGGGGAAGGUCGAGGUGGUGGCACAUCGCUUGGCCACAGACAGGGCCGGCCUGGAAGCCGCGGUGGAGGGGCUGGAGGCCGGCCAGGCCAGGAUCCGGACCCGGGUGGAAGAGGCCUGUUCGCGGGCGGUGGCGUGGCUGCUGUCCCAGCGGGAGGAGGUGCUGGCCCGCCUUUCAGAGCAUGUGGAGGAGCGGAGGAAGGCCUGGGCGGCCCUGCGCUCGGAGCUGGAGCUGCAGGAGCAGGUGGCCUCCAGCACGGCGGCCUUCGCCCGGAGGGUCCUGACCCAGGGCCAAGGGGUGGAGGUCCUCUCCCUGGAGCAACUGGUCUCUGAGCGGCUGAAGGGGCUCCAGGAGGGACACUCCCCCCAGGAGACCCCACAGGUCCAGCUGCCCCGGCUGGAGAUCGACCUGGCGGACCUGGAGGGUGGCCGCAGCCCCUUCCGCCUGGAGUUCAUGGAGGAAGAGAAGCAGGAAGAGAAGGAGGAAGAGAAGCAGGAAGAGAAGGAGGAAGAGAAAGAGGAAGAGAAAGAGGAAGAGAAGGAGGAAGAAAAGGAGGAAGAGGAAGGGCAAGAGGAGGAGUUCAGCAGAGCAGAGAAGAAGAGAAGGAAAAAGAAGGCGAAGAAGCAGCAGCAGCAGCAGCAAGAGGGUCAGAAUGGGGGUGAGGCCCCCGCAUCCCCCCUCCCAAGGAAGCCCUCCGGUCAAGAGGUCCUACCUGCAGCUCCCAGCCGUGCGGCCCCCAAGGCCUUCUUCUCCUGCAGCUUCUGGGCCAAGACCCCCACGGACAAGCGGCGCCCGCAGGUGACCGGCCUGUGCCCCUUUGGCCCUGGGGAGCUUCUGGUGGCCGACGAGACGAACGGGCGGCUGAAGCGCUUCUCCUUGCAGGGGGAGUUCAGGGGGACGGUGCCGGUCCCCGAGGGGGUGGCGCCCUUCAGCGUGGCCACCCUGGGCAGCAAGGUGGCCUUCACGGCCGGCUCCCGGCUCUUCCUCCUGGACGGCCAUGGGGGGCUGGCCUGGCAGAGGGCGCUGCCGAAGUGUCAAGCCAGCCAUGCCGUGGCGGCCUUGGGGAGCAACCGCCUGGCGGUCAGCGUAAUGGGGCACGUGGAGCUCUACAACCUGGAAGGGCGGCAGGUGGGCACGGUCUAUCCGGGGGGUCCCGCCAAGCUCUGCCUGGUCUUCCUGGCCGGGUGCAAGGAGGGCCUCGUGGGGUCAGACUGGCAACAGAACAGCGUGCUGCUCUUCACAGAGAACGGGGCCUUGGUGGCCAAGUGCCGGGAGGGGCAGCUGGGGGGCUGCCAGCCGGGGGCCGUCUGCGCCGACCCUCGGGGCACCGUCUAUGUGGUCCUGAGGGAGGUCAACCGGGUGCUGGCCCUUUCCCCGGCCGGGGAGGUGCUCGGGGAUUUCCUGACAGCUGAGAACGGCAUUGACCGGCCCCGUGUGGCCACCGUGGCCGGGGAUGGGCGUUUGGCGGUGGCCCUCAGCAACGGGACCAUCCACGUCUUUAAGAUCAGGUAUUAGGGCAAGAGAAUUGUACAGUCAUAAUGUUGAAAAUGACAACCCUCUUCAAGCCUCCUCUAGUAAUUUGUUUGUUUAUAAUCCUGUUUCUUGCUUAUUGUGUGUGUGUUCUGGUAUGCAGCUUUUUUCCUUGCUCUAUAUUUUUCCUGAGAAGUUGUGGGAGGGGCUGCAGAACACAUGAUCCGCCCUGGGACGAGCACAGAGCACAGACUUCUUUGGACUUUGGGACUUCUCAGAUCACAGGCUUGCAAACACUUAUCUGUUGUUGAUUAUAAGAGAGAUGCUCUGACUGGAUGGCACACUGAAACACUCUCAAACAUAUUUGUAACUGAUUGAUAAGUUGUGUCACUGUGUAUGCUGAACAUAGGAAGGUUGUGAGUACACCAAAUGUGAUUUUUUUUAACCAAUGUCUACUUUAUUUUGUCUCUUGGGUGCAUAAUAUAAAGCAAGCUAUUUUAUGGGAGAGUAGAUACACUUUUGGGCACUGAAAACACUUCUGAAGUCCUAAAGCCUAAUAUGCAUGGGAUUUAGGACAGGUCCACCACAUGUGGGAAAGAAUGUCCCUGUUUUCUCUUCAGAUCGUAUAAAUCUUUCGCCUGUUACUUUCCGCAAUAAUAAUGCCAGGCAUGUAAGCGCUCUCUGGUGAUAAUUUCCUGAUAACCUUGAAUGUAAUGCUACGUUCCCAGUUUGCUCUUCCUUUAGGAAGAGAACUCGGUAUGGCCUGAAUAAACUUGAUUCCUGAA